Phlebotomus argentipes is the source of this 1012-nucleotide messenger RNA. RefSeq names its product peroxiredoxin 1. Gene Ontology annotation, biological process: cell redox homeostasis; removal of superoxide radicals; response to oxidative stress. NCBI's taxonomy places the organism in Eukaryota, Metazoa, Arthropoda, Insecta, Diptera, Psychodidae. The transcript is spliced from 3 exons. Gene Ontology annotation, cellular component: cytosol. Bases 330 to 920 code for a protein of 196 amino acids. Gene Ontology annotation, molecular function: thioredoxin peroxidase activity. The record is from RefSeq and is a predicted model, not a curated record.
CUCUAUCGAUGCAUUAUUUCACUACUUGAAGUCAGUAAAUCAGUGAAGGUGGCUGUGAACGAACAGUUCGUGCAAUUUCAAAGAUUUACAACUUGUCCGGAAGAUUUGCUUGUGCCAAAACUGAUUGUAUUUUGCACAAAUCCAGCAGAGACGCGCACCGCUUUUCGACGACCUUCUACCCCUUCGGCUUCGCACUGCAAACUCAAGGAGAUCGAUCACAUUGUCUCUGUGGAAUUGGAGCGAAACGGGAGCGUCGUCAGCCGGCUCAAUUAAUUUUGCUGAUUUUGUGCUACAGGAAGCCCUCAGAAAAGCGAAAACGCGUGUGAAUCAUGACGCCACCAUUGCAACGCGCUGCGCCCGAUUUCUCCGGAACCGCUGUGGUUAACGGAGUAUUGAGGGAUAUUUGCUUGGGGGACUUCCAGGGGCGCUACCUGGUGCUCCUCUUCUACCCGCUGGACUUCACUUUCGUCUGCCCCACCGAGAUCAUCGCGUUCUCAGAGCGCAUGAGCGAGUUUCACGAAAUCGGAUGUGAGGUUGUGGCAGUCUCCACGGACUCCCACUUCUCCCACCUGGCCUGGACGCAGCUGUCCCGGCGCGAGGGAGGCCUGGGCAAGAUCGCCCUGCCGCUGCUCUCUGACAAGUCCAUGAGAAUCUCAAAGGAGUACGGAGUGCUGAACGAGGAGACGGGCAUCGCCUACCGAGGGCUCUUCAUCAUCGACGGGCAGCAGAGGCUGCGCCAAAUCACCGUGAAUGAUCUGCCAGUUGGGCGGUCUGUUGACGAGACACUGCGUCUGCUCAAGGCAUUCCAGUUCACGGACGUUCACGGCGAGGUGUGCCCAGCCAAUUGGCAGCCCGGCAGCAAGACCAUCAACCCGGACACCGUCAAAUCCAAGGAGUUCUUCGAGGCUACCUUCAAUUGAAACCAAACCACCCCAAAGAAGCACCAACCAGGAUUAUAGCGAGUAUUACACCCAGUCACUGGAGAUUGAAUAAACACGAAUUUCACAAGCAA